AUGUCUCUUGAAGCAAAGGGAUUUGAUUUGCUUCGAUUGGAUGGCUUGAUGCUGAAUAUCGAUACGUGGAAAGGAAGUCCGAUGUCACUUGGAGGACACUUCAAAGAAGUCAAAAUGUAUUCAAAACUCAUGGAAUCUGGAGAAUCGAUGACCUCGGUCUCAGCGACCAGGAAUAAAUACACACCAGCUACAGGGCCUCAUUACCAUUUCAAUUGGGAAGUGACCAAUGGAAUAUCCAAGGAAAGACAAAGAUCGAAUUGCUAUCAGAUUAUUCUUCCUAUCACAAAAUUAGAAUACACACCAUCGAUUGGAAUUCUUCUGAAUAAAGCAUGGGCUAUGGAAGUCAGAUUGACUGCCCUUGUAUUGCUUGAAAUCCAUUACCUGUUUCGGAACGAUAACAGGAAUCAGAGAUCAAUCAGCAAUCAUUUGUACUGGAAGAUCCAAACAAACGGGAGUGGCUUACCACUUAAAUCGCUGAAGAUGACUGGUAUCAUGGGGGAUAGAAAUCACACCAAGAAUAGCAAGAAGCGAGGCCAAGAUAAAUUUGAGGGAACAAGCAACAUUGGCUGUUUCCGAAAGUCUGCAACCCUUUUCAAAGGCUUGUCGCUAUGGAAUCCAAGGAGGAGGCUUCCGACUUGUGUCAUUGCCUACCGCUACUUAGUAUUGGGCACCCAGAAUCUCGAUCGGCUGAUCAAGCAAAUACAUGUUUACUGA
Molecule: messenger RNA, 714 nt
Organism: Puccinia graminis f. sp. tritici CRL 75-36-700-3
Lineage: Eukaryota; Fungi; Basidiomycota; Pucciniomycetes; Pucciniales; Pucciniaceae
Exons: 3
Coding region: 1-714 (237 amino acids)
Source: RefSeq, a predicted model, not a curated record